UUGUAGUCCAGCCUUGCUGUUUUGACAGUGGCGCUAGCGAUUAGCACACGGAUUUCUAUGGUCGUGAUUUGGGUGGUUUAUUAAAUGUGACCAAGCUGUUAAAUUCAUUUAAAUCUGAAAAAAUACAUUUGGGGAAGAUGCAGGAUGACGCGCGCUACCUCAAACGCAAAGUGACUGCGGGCAGUUUGGAUGUCCAUCCCACAGAGAAGGCCCUUGUGGUCCACUAUGAGGUGGAAGCAUCUAUCCUGGGUGAGAGCGGAGGCCAUAUGCUGGGCGAACGCAAGGAGGGACAAAAAAUUAUCCGUGUGAAGAGUCUUUCUCCUAGUACAGAUGUGGUAGCUUUGGCUAAGAAAGUGGUGGAUGAGUGUAAACUCAUCCCUCAGUCCCGCUUGCCCCAGGUGGAGCAGCUCCUCUACUACUUGCAGAACAGGAAAUCGUCACCUGUGGAGGGCAAAAUGGAGAAGAAAGAGAAAAGAAUUGUGAAACCCAGAGAGCUGACACCGUUUGAAGGGAUGGAGUUAAAUGAGGAAGCCAGUAUAACCAGAGUGGACGAGUAUGUAGAACUGCUCUAUGAAGGCAUCCCAGAGAAGAUCAGAGGCUCCUCCCUCAUUCUGCAGCUUGCCCGCAACCCUGACAACCUGGAGGAGCUGCUACACAACGAGGCAGCUCUUGGUGCUCUGGCCAGAGUAUUGAGGGAGGACUGGAAACAGAGCGUGGAGCUGGCCACCAUCAUCAUCUACAUCUUCUUCUGCUUCUCCAGUUUCUCCCAGUUUCACGGAGUGGUGAGUCAUUAUAAAAUAGGCGCGUUGUGUAUGAGCGUGGUGGAACAUGAGCUGAAGAGACAUGAUGUGUGGCGUGAAGAGCUGCGCAAGAAAAACAAGGCUUGUGAAUCAGCCCCAGAGAAUGGCUCUCUGAGAAGAGACCAGGACAAAGCUCUGAGGAAGUACCAAGGUCUUCUGGCUAAACAGGAACAGCUGCUCAGAGUGUCUCUUUACCUGCUGUUGAACCUUGCUGAGGACACAAGAACGGAGCUGAAGAUGAGGAAUAAAAACAUUGUUGGGCUUCUGGUCAAAGUUCUGGACCGGGACGAUGAGGAGCUGCUGGUACUGGUGGUUUCAUUCCUCAAAAAACUUUCCAUCUUUCUGGAGAACAAGAAUGACAUGGCUGAGGUGGAUACUGUUGAACGAUUGGCUCGUCUGGUUCCAUGUGACCAUGAAGACCUGUUGAACCUGACUCUGCGUCUGCUACUCAACCUCUCCUUUGACUCUGGACUGAGAGCCAAGAUGGUGGAAGUUGGACUGUUGCCUAAACUGACUGCCAUGUUGGGUGACGAGAACAACCGUCAGGUAGCCAUGCGUAUCCUGUAUCACAUCAGCAUCGACGACCGUUUCAAGGGCAUGUUUGUUUACACAGACUGCAUACCUCAGCUAAUGCAAAUGCUGUAUGAGCACAGUGAGGAGGAAAUCGAAGCUGAGAUCCUCUCCAUCUGUAUCAACCUGGCUGCAAACAAGAGGAAUGCACAACUCAUGUGUGAAGGAAAUGGGUUAAAGAUGCUCAUGAAGAGAGCUCUAAAGAUGAAAGACUGCCUUCUGAUGAAGAUGAUUAGAAACAUCUCACAACAUGACGGACCAACCAAACCACUGUUCAUAGACUAUGUCGGUGACCUGGCAGCAGAGAUCCGUGCAGAGGAAGAGGAGGUGUGGGUUCUCGAGUGUCUGGGGACGCUAGCCAACCUCACCAUCCCUGACCUGGACUGGGAGUUGGUGCUGAAGGAGUACAACCUGGUACCCUACCUCAAAGACAGACUUAAACCAGGCUCAGCAGAGGAUGACCUCAUCCUGGAGGUAGUGAUAAUGAUCGGAACGGUUUCCAUGGAUGACGCCUGCGCUGCCAUGUUGGCUAAAUCCGGCAUUAUUCCUGCCCUUAUCGAGCUACUGAACGCCCAACAGGAGGAUGAUGAGUUUGUGUGUCAGAUCGUCUACGUCUUCUAUCAGAUGGUGUUUCACCAAGCUACGCGAGACGUCAUCAUCAAAGACACCCAGGCUCCAGCCUACCUGAUAGAUCUGAUGCAUGACAAGAAUGCUGAGAUCAGAAAAGUGUGUGACAACACCCUCGAUAUAAUUGCUGAGUACGAUGAGGAGUGGGGGAGGAAGAUUCAGUCAGAGAAGUUCCGUUUCCAUAACAACCAAUGGUUGGAGAUGGUCGAGAGUCGCCAAGCUGAUGAGUCUGAACCGUAUCUCUAUGAUAACGACAACGAUAGGACUGAUCUGUUCUAUAGUGCAGAUGGAAUAACUCCAGCAGACGGUUCAGUCAGCCCAGAUUUCUUCAGUGACCUACAGCCUCAGAAUGGAGACUUGCACCAUACAGGAGAUGGCAGCGAUGUCUUCGAUCAGACCAGCUCAUCACCGGGACGACCAGCAACUGCCUAUGGCUUCAGACCUGAUGAGCAGCCCUUCUAUCAGUACUCAUAGACACACACAACACUUCAGGACGUCCUCUCAUCUUCGAUCUAUUCCCCAUUCGUGUCCUGCAUGUCCACUGUUUUCACUGUUAGAAUCUCUCAUGACACUGAGGUAUAGUUACUAAGACAAUGAUCAUAAAGGCUGAAAGACAUCAUACUAAUAAGGACUGACCCACUACCACUGCAGUUUUUCAACUAGUUAUUUAAUAAACUGCAGUUCCAUGCAGUCAUUACCCAUCUGUUCAUUCACCAUUAAGUUAAACACAUGAGUAGUUAAGUCUUCCUUACACUGGCUUCUUAUAAUGAGUUCCCAGUGGGUCGGCAAAUCAAAGAAGAAUGUGAACAGACUUGUUGAGUUUUUGCAUGUUCUUUUCCAACGUGAUAAUGAAUAUUUGUUUAAUCUAUUGUGUUCUUACAUUCCACUGUUUGAGAUGCACUACAGUGUACAUUGCUUUCUCUUGUCUGUGUCGCUGUAAAAUGGGCCCAUUGUUGUUGGUGCUUAUAACUUAGGGUGCUUUCACACUGGCUAGGCUGAACCUGGCUGCAAGAUAGCUAAGCCUCCUUCCCCUGGGAUUAUUAAAGUAUUUUUGAUUCUGAUACAGAGAAUAACAUUCAAGUCCAGUGAUCUGUUUUUUCCUACGAGGUUAGUGGAAAAAGGGCCGCUGGUUUUUCACUUGUGCUGCAGACUGCACAGGUGGUCCCCUGGGCCACAUCUCUGCCGCUAUUCUCUAUUUCCCCCCAUGCGUGUCAAAACAGGCACCAAGCUUGUUUCCAGGCAACAGUGAUCAACAGCUGUACGUUGAUGAGGAAAGCAUUACCACAGAUUGGAAAGAGUGUGAGCCAGCAGGCUUAGGACUGAGGGGGACAGUCAAUUUUACAGCUGCGAUCCAAAAAAGCAAGCCUGUGUGAAGGUGGCCUGAGAAAUGUUGCCGUCUUGUGCAAGCCAAUGGCUCUGUGUAUGUCACUGAUGGAACCAUAGCAGUAUUAUAUUUAUUCAGCAAUGAGAAAAUUAGAAACUCUGUCACUGCAGAAGAAGUGGGCCCUCUCUUUCCAACUGGACGUAGAGUAUGUCAAGAAUACAAUGAAUGAUAUUGACCUGCCACCAUUCACCCCCAACACAGUAUCUGUCCUCUUAAACAACACUGGGAUGACCUGAAUGCAGCGCACAUUGAAACAGGGCAUCCGCUCACCAGCUUUACCUGCAGGAAGUCACAGCCAGCACAUGUAGCAGGGCCAGAGAUGGUCUGACACAGUACUGGGGUCUAGUGUACAUCCAUCUAGUGUUAUUCUUUGUUUGUACUGCAGGAGGUCAGAGAAACCAACUUCUUUAAAGGCAUAUUUCAGGUUUUUGAAGUGGGGUAGUAUCAGACACUUAUCCAUAGUCAGUGUGUUACCUCCAGUUGCCAGCGGUCGGCACACCCCCAGGUUGGAGAAGCCAAUCCAUAAUCCUCGGAUCUAGUUCUCUCAUGGCGAGAAAGCACUACAUUGAAAGCAUGUAAAUUCUUCAGACUAACAGUUUGCAAGUUUUAACAUGUUGAAUUAUAAACACCUUAAUAAUAAUUCAUAGUCAGUAUAUAUUUGAACAUUUAACCAAUCAGGAGAGAGCUUUUGUUUGUGUGUGCAGGUUUGAGGAGAGGGCAGUGAGGUCAUUCUGGAGAAGCGUCACUGUGUGUAUCAGGCACUACAUCAUUGCUCAUAAUGCUCUUUGGCAUCUCCCUGCAGCAGUGAGAUCAGGAGACUUGAGCCGUGCAGGGGGUGAAUGUUUUUCUUGUGUCCACUCUGUUCAUGGUCUUCAGUCUCGCUGGUUUCCUGCUGGUUUCCUGCAGAAAUGACUGUGUCAUUGUUUACUGUGUAUUCUUCGAGCUGUGGAGGGUUAUUGCAAAAAGAUUAGUACAAUAACCGUCAACAAGAAAACAAUGCACCAAGGACUGUGACUAGAUUCUCAUCCGUUUAAAUACCAGUGCUAGCUUGGUUAAGGGAACAAAUGCUGUUCCCUUGAGCAUGGCAUUUCUAGACAACAGAACCAUCCAUGUCUGAAUGUAUAGAUGUGAAUUAGAGCAGUACUAUUACUCUUACACUCAAAACAAAAAUGCAUUGUGGCAUUGACUGAACUACAUAUGAAAAGGAGGGUCCCACACACUGUAUUUGCAGGGCACUGACAGGUAGCUACAUACUGUAUCACUUAUAGGCAUAUUUGCACAUAUAGUUAAAUUUUGCUGCAUGGUUAUGUUUUUUUAUCUUAAGUUAUUCUUAAUCUAUGUACAUUAUUGUGUUUUUUAUAUUUGCUUUUAUUGCUACUUAACAAGACACUGUAAACUGAAGCAAGUACUGAACUAUAGAUUCGUUCCAUCUCUCUCACUGUCUUUCAUGCUCAGGUUCUUGAAUAAAAAACAAAAAAAUCCCACAUUUUGUAUGACUGUUUUAAAAUCGUGUUCACAAUUCCCUGUGGAGCUUUUUAGUACUAAUGCAGUUUUGUUUACAUUCACCGUUCUCACCAAAAUGAAUUAGAUGUACCUUGUAGGUCUGCCAAACGCAUUUGAUCUGGUUUAUUGACAGUAUUCUAUUAAAAUGUAUAAAAUA
Molecule: messenger RNA, 5041 nt
Organism: Dicentrarchus labrax (European seabass)
Lineage: Eukaryota; Metazoa; Chordata; Actinopteri; Moronidae
Product: kinesin-associated protein 3
Exons: 20
Coding region: 138-2471 (777 amino acids)
Biological process (GO): cilium organization; microtubule-based movement
Cellular component (GO): kinesin II complex; ciliary transition zone; axoneme
Molecular function (GO): kinesin binding
Source: RefSeq, a predicted model, not a curated record